Melospiza georgiana is the source of this 1418-nucleotide messenger RNA. RefSeq lists its product as uncharacterized. The record is from RefSeq and is a predicted model, not a curated record. NCBI's taxonomy places the organism in Eukaryota, Metazoa, Chordata, Aves, Passeriformes, Passerellidae.
AUGCAAAAUGGAAAGUGUCACUUCCUGGUUGAACAAGCGCGGCUCUCUCGGUCUGAUCUGCCCUGGGGACUGCAAGGGAAGACUGGGGGCAGCGGCAGAGCCCCCCCGCACCCCGGGCAGCCGGCGGGCACGCAAGGAUCCCGCUCCGAGCUGCGCCUUUCGCUGCGGGAGCAUGUCCCGCCCAGGACUACGUUUCCCAGCGGCUCCCGGGGCUGCACAUGCUCCAUGCGGCUCCCGGCGCCUCCCGGCGGUUCCCAGCGCCUCCCGGUGCCGCCCCCGGCGCGGCAUCCUCCCGGCGCGCCCCCGGGAGCGCACGGCCGAGCGAUCCCCGGCACGCCGGCCCGGGCCGGCAGCAUGCCCCGUGGGUUGUCCUGGACGCGGGCGGAGGUCGACAUCCUGCUGUCGCUGGUGGCGGAUUCGGGGCAGGCCGCGCAGCUCAUGGCCUCCACGACGCGACCCAACGAGGCGCUGUGGCGGGAGGUCUGCCAGGGGCUGGCGGCCGCCGGCUACGAGCGCACGGUGACCCAGUGCCGCACCAAGUGGAAGGCGCUCAAGCAGGCUUUCCACUCGGAGCGGCAGAGGCGCCGCAGGGUAGAAGCGCUCUCGGCCCUGCUGCCGCGGCACUACCGAGCCAUGAAGAGCAUCUGGAAGGCGGCGGGGCAGCCCGUGUUUGGCGAACGGAGGAUGUCAGUCGUGAUGAGGCUGCCCUCCAGAAGGCGCAGGUCAGCCCGUGGCACACGCUCUCCAUCCUCAUCAGAGCCUCCAUCCUCACCAGAGCCACCAGAGCAUGGCUCUGGCGGGGACACCCCCAGCGUGCUGCUGUCACCUAUGCUGCAGCGUGCCAAGAACGAGCCAGAGAGCCGUUUUCCUGGUGGGAUGUCCCUGGGGAUGGGAAGAGGAAACCGAGUGCUGCCACUGGCUGCUGCAGCCACGGGCUCCCACAGGACAGCAGCCACAAGUGAGCAGCCAGCAGCAGGCAAAGAUGCAUCAGACAUAAGCCUACAUGAGUCUGAAGUGAGAGCCUCGCUCCAGAAUAUGCACCAAGUGCUGGUGGACAUCCUGUACACAUCACAGCAGCAGCGGGCACUUCUGGAGAACCUCGUGCAGAUGGGCGGCUCCAUGCACCAGCCCAGGCUCCCGCCACAGACCCAUCCUGGCCGCCUUGGCCACGUGCCCCUUUCUAAGGGUGGCUCUGGAGGGCCCUGCCACCCCGGUGCUCCUCACACUUCCCGGGAUCACAAAGAGAAGCCUUAGCUGUCCCCUGAUGCCAGGUGCAUCCCCCCCUGAGUGCCACCAUCGCUGGCCCCAGGAGCAACAGCUUUGCUACAGAGCCAUGGCACAUAUCUUUGUAUCAGAGGUUCCAGAUAUUUUUUGUUUAUAUUAGAGAGACAUUUAAUAAAAUUAAAAAUAGCUUUUCU